Heterobilharzia americana is the source of this 174-nucleotide messenger RNA. The record is from the annotation of a GenBank genome assembly. Lineage: Eukaryota; Metazoa; Platyhelminthes; Trematoda; Strigeidida; Schistosomatidae.
AUGGUCAAAGACUUUCCAUCAGUUUCACACUGUUCUCUUACUCCCCAAACUGAUAUGACAUCUUAUAUGUAUGAUAAGUUAUUUAGUCCUCUCUCUAUCGAGAAUAAUGUGAACACAGAUGGACAGAAAAAGAAAAAAAUUGUAACAUUCUUACUUAUGUCAGAUGAUAUGGAU